AGACUGACAAAACAAACCAAAUCAAAUCAUUUUUAGCAGCCAUUCUUCCCUAAUAUUUUGUUACUAUUUUUCUCGAAAUUUCAGUGAUUCUUUCUUGAUAUUUGCUUUAGAAAUAAUUAUCGUUGGGUUGCCUGUUUGGCGAGCUUGUUUUGAAUAAAGCGGCGUUUUGUUGAGCUGCCUGUCUGCUCAUAUACAGGAAUUGGUGAAUAAUGGGGCAUACUUCAAAGAAGAAGAAGAAAGGAGGCGGCGGCGGCGGCGGCGGGAGUGGACGGCGGAAUAAAGGAAGGACACAGCUGAAAGAUCAUCAUCAUGCUUCGAAUGCUGGUGAUGAUAAUGAACUUCUUGCUGAGGAAAUAACCGCUCUAUGUGCAAUCUUUCAAGAAGACUGCAGAAUUGUUUCAGAGUCGCCUCCUCAAAUCAUUAUCAAGAUCAGGCCUUACUCGAAGGACAUGGGCUAUGAGGAUCUUGAUGUUUCUGCUUUGCUUUCAGCCAGGUUCUUACCUGGGUAUCCUUUUAAGUGCCCAAAGUUGCAGAUUACUCCAGAGAAGGGUUUGACAAAAACUGAUGUGGAUAAUCUUUUGUCUCUUCUUCAUGACCAGGCGACUUUAAAUGCACGGGAAGGACGAGUUAUGAUUUUUAAUCUGGUAGAGGCUGCGCAAGAGUUCUUGUCUGAAAUUGUUCCAGUGGGUCCAGCACCUGAAUCUGUUUUAUGCUCAGCUACAGAUAGCGAUGGAAAGUUGUUUCAGGGCAUUGCAAUUUCAAGUGACAAGGAUUGCUCUUUACGUGGGCCAUUUGUUUAUGGCUUUAUAGAUAUCUUUAGUGGUUCUGGAGAGUCAUGGCAAUGGGGUGUCGCAGUGGAUGAUGUUAGAGUAAAUUCUUCAAUAAAAUCUUUGUCAGAUGGUUCAAAGCCAUCACCGGUGCAAGAUAAUAAAUUAGAUAAGAUCAUAAAGCCAUCACCGGUGCAAGAUAUAAAGCAAGGUCCAUUUCUAUCUCCCGGUGCCAAGUUAGAUGCCCUUGAGGAAGAGAGUGAGGAAGAUUGUAAGAACAUAUCGACUGAUUCAAGUAGAUCUUUGACAGAGGAAUCAAUUCAGAAUGAUACGGGAGGCGAGGAGGAUUCUUCUUCUGAGGAGAGUGAAGAAGAAGAUGAUGUCAAUCUUGAAAGUGAGCCUUGGGAGUUGCCGUCUUCUGCAUCCUUAGGUCAUGAUCAUUCAACACAUAUCAUUGAAAAGGAUCUAAUGAUGGUUCAUAUGUUUCGCCUUGUUUGUGCUUCAAAAGGAGUAUCAGGUGAUGCUGUACCCCAACUAACUACAGAGCUAUGCGAUUUAGGUGUAUUUUCUGAGUGGGCACGGGAUUUAGCUUGUAAACCAUCUUCAAUCUUUAACAAGACUUUUGAUCAUGUUUUCCGUCAACACAUGGCAGCUUCCACAGUCUCUCAAUUUUGGCAACCUGCAUCUGAUAUAGAAGAACCUAAUACCUCUCUCCCAAACUCCCGAUAUCUGAAUGACUUUGAAGAGCUACAACCUCUUGGUCAUGGUGGUUUUGGUCAUGUUGUACUAUGCAAAAAUAAGCUCGAUGGAAGGCAGUAUGCAGUGAAGAAAAUUAGGCUCAAGGACAAAAACUUGCCUGUUGAUGAUCGAAUUUUAAGGGAAGUAUCGACACUUUCACGUUUGCAGCACUUACAUGUUGUCCGAUACUAUCAGGCAUGGUUUGAAACAGGAGUUGCUGGUUCUUUUGGUGACACUGGUUGGGGUUCUAGUACAACAAUAAGCUCCACAGUUAGUUACCGAGGUGCAUUUUCGGCUGAUAUUGGUCAAGAUAGUAAAAUUGAUUCAACAUAUUUAUACAUUCAAAUGGAGUAUUGCCCCAGGACUCUUCGUCAAGUUUUAGAAUCAUAUAGUCAUUUUGACAAAGAUUUGGCAUGGCAUCUAUUUCGACAAAUUGUUGAAGGAUUGGCCCACAUUCAUGGACAGGGAAUUAUCCAUCGAGACUUAACACCUAAUAAUAUCUUUUUUGAUGCUCGGAAUGAUGUAAAAAUCGGUGACUUUGGUCUUGCCAAGUUCUUAAAGUUUGAGCAGCUAGAUCAGGAUGGGACCUUAUCUUUAGAUACAACUGGAGUUUCAACGGAUAGAACUGGUCAAGUUGGAACAUAUUUUUACACAGCACCUGAAAUUGAGCAAGGAUGGCCAAAGAUCGAUGAAAAGGUCGACAUGUAUAGUUUAGGAGUUGUGUUUUUUGAGGUUUGGCACCCGUUCGGGACUGCCAUGGAGAGACAUGUUGUCCUUUCUGAUUUGAAGCAAAAAGGAGAGCUUCCUUCUUCAUGGGUGUCUCAAUUUCCAGAGCAAGCAUCCUUAUUGCAGCGAAUGAUGUCUCCAAGUCCAUCCGAUCGUCCAUCUGCUACAGAUCUUUUAAAGCAUGCAUUUCCCCCGAGAAUGGAAUCUGAGUUGUUGGAUAAUAUUCUGAAAACAAUGCAAACUUCUGAAGAUCGAAGUGUGUAUGACAAAAUUGUCAAUUCUAUCUUUGAUGAAGAGACUUUAAGCAUGAAAAACGAGCACCAACAUGCCAGUCAAUCAGGAAUGGGUGGGGAUAAUAGUAGCUGCCUCCAGUAUGCAGAUGUGGACACUGAGCUCCGUGAUUAUGUCACCGAGGCUGCAAGGGAAGUGUUUAAACGACAUUGUGCAAAGCAUUUGGAAAUAAUACCAAUGCACUUAUUAGAUGACUGUCCACAAUUUUCUAGGACAACUGUUAAACUUUUGACCCACGGGGGUGAUUUGCUUGAGCUUUGUCAAGAAUUGCGUCUGCCUUUUGUUAAUUGGCUAAUCGCAAAUCAGAAAUCUUCAUUCAAACGGUAUGAAAUAUCAUCUGUUUAUAGGAGAGCGAUUGGCCAUUCACCACCAAAUCGCUAUCUACAGGGUGAUUUUGACAUAAUUGGAGGUGUGUCGGCACUUACAGAAGCAGAGGUUAUCAAGGUCACAAUGGACAUUGUAACUCGCUUUUUUCUCUUAGAUUCCUGCGAUAUUCAUUUAAAUCACGGGGACCUUCUAGAUGCCAUUUGGUCUUGGGUAGGAAUCAAACCAGAACAUAGACAGAAAGUAGCAGAGCUUCUUUCAGUGAUGGGCUCCUUGCGUCCCCAAUCCUCUGAACGAAAAUUGAAAUGGGUCGUAAUAAGGCGUCAACUUUUGCAGGAACUAAAUUUAGCUGAAGCUGUUGUCAAUAGGUUGCAGACUGUCGGUUUGCGGUUCUGUGGAGCUGUGGACCAAGCUCUUCCUCGAUUAAGGGGAGCCCUCCCAGCUGAAAAUCGCAUCCGGAAGGCCCUUGAUGAGUUGUCGGACCUUGUUAUCUACUUAAGAGUUUGGAAGAUAGAAAACCAUGUUUAUAUAAAUGCAUUAAUGCCACCAACUGAGCAUUAUCACAGAGAUUUGUUUUUUCAGAUAUAUUUGACGAAGGAUAACAAUCCUGGAUCAAUCAAUGAAGGCACACUGCUUGCUUUAGGUGGCCGCUAUGACUAUUUACUUCAUCAGAUGUGGGAUCUUAAAUAUAAAACACUUCCUCCUGGUGCAGUUGGUGCUAGCCUUGCUUUGGAAACAAUCAUUCAGCAUUCUCCUGUGGAUUUCAAACCUAUUAGAAAUGAAGCUGGUACCAAUAUUCUUGUUUGUUCAAGAGGAGGUGGUGGUUUAUUGAUUGAGAGAAUGGAACUAGUUGCUGAACUAUGGGAGGCAAAUAUCAAGGCUGAGAUUGUUCCUGUUCCUGAUCCAAGUCUUACUGAUCAGUAUGAAUAUGCAAGUGAGCUUGAUAUAAGAUGUCUUAUUAUCAUAACAGAUGCUGGUCUAUCACAAACAGGUUUUGUUAAGGUUCGGCAUCUUGAACUGAAGAAAGAGAAAGAAGUUGAGAGAGAAAAGCUUAUUAGUUUUCUCUUGAACGCAAUUGCAGCACAAUUCAGAAAUCCGUCGGUGUGGAAUUAGAUUUGAGAACCUGCAAUUUAUAGGUUUUUGUCAGCAGGCCUUAAUCAACUUUCAAAUUACCUAGCUGGGGUUCAAAAAUUAACUUACAUUAACACAGAUAUGUUAAUGUUUUUUUGAAGGUUCGUGUGCAAAAUAUGCAAGCUUAAAGGUAGGUAACUAGAUGGUUCAAACAUGUUUGCAGUCUUUAUUUUAAGAACUUUUCUGUUUGUGUCAAUAUAUACAAGUUUGUAAAAAAAUAAAAUAAAAAUAGAGGGAAAAGGAAAUAUCUAGUAACAUUAAUGAAACAUGAACAAAUUUUGUUUGCUGA
Mercurialis annua (annual mercury) is the source of this 4266-nucleotide messenger RNA. Its product is annotated as eIF-2-alpha kinase GCN2. Gene Ontology annotation, cellular component: mitochondrion; cytosol. Bases 210 to 3959 code for a protein of 1249 amino acids. The record is from RefSeq and is a predicted model, not a curated record. Gene Ontology annotation, biological process: mitochondrial translation; protein phosphorylation. NCBI's taxonomy places the organism in Eukaryota, Viridiplantae, Streptophyta, Magnoliopsida, Malpighiales, Euphorbiaceae. Gene Ontology annotation, molecular function: eukaryotic translation initiation factor 2alpha kinase activity; ATP binding; protein binding. The transcript has 29 exons.